UAGAUAUAUAGAUAUAGAGAAAUUAUAAUAAUGAGGAGAGAAGUUGUAGUAGCGGCGGUGACGACGGUAUCCACGGUGGUGGUGGCAGGAGUGCUGAUAGUUCGAUGGAGGAAUCGAGACGAGAGACGAUGGAGACAAACGCAACGGAUUCUCAGGAAAUUCGCAAACGAUUGUGCGACUCCUGUGCCGAAGCUAUGGCACAUUGCGUUCGAUUUAGUUUCCGAAAUGCAAACGAGUUUGUGUGAUCAAUCACAGACGGAUUACGUCAUGCAUCCGUCUUUCAUCUAUUCUCUUCCUCAAGGUAUCGAAGAAGGUCUAUACUAUGGGGUAAAUCUACGGGAAGCUAGUUUUGUAAUGUUGCGUGCAAGGCUUAUUGGAAGAGACCAACCUGAGCCGAUCACUGACUUGGACAAAGAAGCGGUUGAUAUCCCUUCUGAACUAAUGUCCGCCAGCAUUAAGGAACUCUUUGAUUACAUAGCACUGAAACUGGCAGUAUUCAUCUCAAUAAAUACAAAAACAAACCCCAUUGCUCCAAAAAGCAAAUUGGGAUUCACCGUCUCUUUUCCAUUGCGCGAGGGACCUUCUGAAGUCAGUAGAAGUGUUAUAAAGUGGAAGUCCUCCCGUUUCAAUGACGCAGUUGGGUACGAGUUGGGAUGUGAAUUUAAUAAGGCGUUGGAAAAGCAUGGGAUAGAUUUGCGGGUUUCUGCAUUUGUAGAUGCCACAUUAGGUGAUCUGGCAGGUGGUCGAUAUUACAACAAAGAUUGUGUAGCUGCAGUUACAUUGGGGGAAGCUACUAAUGCCGUUUAUGCAGAAUUAAAUCAGCCCACUCCAGAUGCAAAUUUCGACAAAUUUGGAGAAACGGUUAUUGAUAUGCAAUGGGGCAAUUUCAAUACUCCGCAUCUUCCUAUAACUCAAUUUGACAUGGCCUUAGACUCUGACAGCUCAAACCGUGGAUACCGGAUCUUCGAAAAACUAAUUGGCGGAAGAUAUCUAGGGGAGGUUGUCAGGAGAGUGCUGCUUAAAAUGGCCAAAGAAACUGCAUUAUUUGGAGAAACUGUUCCUGCUAAACUCAAAACUCCUUACAUAUUGAGAUCGCCUGAUAUGGCUGCAAUGCAUCAAGAUACAUCAGAAAACCGAGAUACCAUCCAGGAGAAGCUUAUGGAAGUUUUCGGGAUUACAUACACUACGCUAGCAGUGAGAGAAAUAGUGGCUGAAGUGUGUGACGUAGUGGCAGAAAGAGCAGCACGUCUUUCAGGCUCAUGCAUAGUUGGAAUACUGAAAAAGCGUGGAAGAAUCAACGACAAAAGGAAUGUUGUAAUCAUCGAAGGAGGACUAUAUGAACAGUAUAGAGUUUUCAGAAAUUUAUUGCAUAGCAGUGUGUGGGAAAUGCUUGGAAGCACACUAUCUGAUAAUGUGGUUGUGGAAAGAGCUCAUGGAGGAUCCGGUGCAGGCACUAUUUUUGUGGCAGCUGCACACUCAGAAAUUUAUGGGCAGCAGUCCACAAGCCCCUCUUUUUCGUCUCAUGGAAUUGAUGAUCAUAGGGACUUAGGGACACAUGAUAAUCAGGCUGCAGGAAGUGAUGAGCUAGUGUACCAAGCAGAAUAUAUGGAUGAUCGAACAGAAACGGCAUCAAUCAAGGAGGGUGAUCAGACAAGUGAUCAAUUAGACUCGAGUGAUGAUGAUGAGGACGACGAGGAGGCAUAAAGAACCGUAGUUUACUAGUUUUACUAUAACUGAUUUACUAUACUUUUCUUUAGGAUAAAAAAACAGUAUGAAUUGAAACUUUACUGUUACUGUUACUAGUAUGGACUUUGUGCUUUAAGAUGCGAUAGAAUAUCUGACAUUUAAAUUUCUGGAAGUAACACUUAAAUUUCUUUA
Messenger RNA from Erigeron canadensis, 1878 nucleotides. RefSeq names its product probable hexokinase-like 2 protein. Gene Ontology annotation, cellular component: mitochondrion; cytosol. The coding region runs from base 31 to 1704 and encodes 557 amino acids. Gene Ontology annotation, molecular function: fructokinase activity; mannokinase activity; ATP binding. Gene Ontology annotation, biological process: intracellular glucose homeostasis; glycolytic process; glucose 6-phosphate metabolic process. NCBI's taxonomy places the organism in Eukaryota, Viridiplantae, Streptophyta, Magnoliopsida, Asterales, Asteraceae. The transcript has 9 exons. The record is from RefSeq and is a predicted model, not a curated record.